This is a messenger RNA of Electrophorus electricus (electric eel), 4748 nucleotides long. It is a transcript of the gene crtac1b, whose product is annotated as cartilage acidic protein 1b. The record is from RefSeq and is a predicted model, not a curated record. Gene Ontology annotation, molecular function: calcium ion binding. Gene Ontology annotation, biological process: axonal fasciculation. Lineage: Eukaryota; Metazoa; Chordata; Actinopteri; Gymnotiformes; Gymnotidae.
CUCUGUAGCACCCAAGAGACGUACAGGGUAUCCAGUGAGACCCACAACGGAGGAAAAUCAUUAUUGCCCGUCGCUGUCGUCUUUUUAAUGUAGGUGUCGUUACUUCACAAGUGCAUGCUGUUUGAUCUCCAGCGAUGUAUUUACCUUACAGAACAUCAAUGCAACCCCUUAUACCGGAUCUUGAGAAUUCUCCGCUUGACCAGGUGACCAUGACUGUGUGGAUGAUAGUGCUCUCCCUGGGUGCAGUUGCUGAGUCCUGGGCCCAGCGCUCAGAGCCCAUGUUUGCAGCUGUCACUCAGAGUGUCCUUCCCCCUGACUAUGACAACAAUCCAACCCAGCUUAACUAUGGUAUGGCAAUCACUGAUGUGGAUGGCGAUGGCGAUUUAGAGAUAUUUGUUGCUGGGUACAAUGGGCCAAACCUGGUGCUGAAGUAUGAUAAGGUAAAGAAAAGAUUAAUGAACAUUGCAGUAGACAACCGCAGCUCCCCAUUCUAUGCACUCAGAGAUCGGCAAGGAAAUGCUAUUGGCGUGACAGCAUGUGACAUAGAUGGUGAUGGGAAAGAGGAAAUCUAUGUUCUCAACACCAAUAAUGCUUUCUCAGGUCGAGCAACCUACACUGAUAAGCUCUUCAAGUUUCGCAAUGGACGCUUUGAGGACCUCCUGAAUGAUGAGAUAAAUGAACAUAGAGAUGUUGCCAAUCGCAUGGCAGGUCGAUCAGUAGCUUGUGUAGACAGAAAGGGAACAGGGCAUUAUGCCAUCUACAUUGCUAACUACGCCAGCGGCAAUGUUGGGCCGCACGCUUUGAUCGAAAUGGACGAGAGUGCCAGCGACCUGUCAAAAGGGGUCAUCGCUCUAAUCAAUGUGGCCGAGCAGGCUGGGGUUAACAAAUUUACAGGGGGACGCGGGGUUGUGGUGGGGCCCAUCCUCAGCAAAACACUCCCUGACAUAUUCUGCGACAACGAGUACAGCCCCAACUUCCUGUUCCGCAACAAUGGUGACGGGACGUUUACAGAUGUCGCGGCGCAGGCAGGAGUUGAGGACCCAAUGCAGCAUGGGCGUGGUGUAGCUCUAGCCGAUUUUAAUCGGGAUGGGAGGACAGACAUUGUGUAUGGCAACUGGAAUGGGCCCCAUCGGCUGUUCUUGCAGCUAAGCAAUAACCGUAAACAAAGAUUCAAGGACAUAGCCACGCAGAAGUUCUCUAUGCCUUCUCCUGUGCGGACAGUCAUUGUAGCAGACUUUGACAAUGAUAAUGAGCUGGAAGUGUUUUUCAACAACAUCGCAUAUAGAGGCUCAUCAGCCAACAGACUAUUUAGGGUUUCUCGGAGAGAACAUGGAGACCCGCAGAUAGAGGAGAUGAACAUCGGGGAGGCAUCCGAGCCCGAGGGCAGGGGAACAGGAGCUGCCGUAACUGAUUUAGAUGGGGAUGGCCAGCUGGACCUACUGAUAACACAUGGAGAGAGUGCAGCGCAGCCAAUCUCUGUAUACCGCGUCAGCCAGGGAUCAUCUAACAGAUGGCUGCGUGUGAUUCCACGCACCCAGUUUGGGGCUUUUGCGCGGGGGGCCAAAGUGGUGGUCUACACUAAAAGAAACAGUGCUCACACACGUAUUAUUGAUGGAGGCUCUGGAUACCUGUGUGAAAUGGAACCGGUAGCUCACUUUGGGCUGGGGAAAGACGUGGCCACCAUUGUGGAGGUUUACUGGCCAGACGGACGUUCCGUGGCUCAGCCGUUGGAGCUCAGUGACAUGAACACGGUCAUGGAGAUCCACUACCCAAAGACUGAGGAGGAAGGGACCCCAGCAGUGGAGAUUGAGUGUGGACAUGGAUUUAUUGUUAAUGAACAUGGCCGCUGCACUGACCAGGAUGAGUGUACUCAGUUCCCCUCUGUCUGUCCCCCUGAGCGUCCGAUCUGCAUCAAUACCUAUGGGCGAUUUAAGUGCCGUGCAAACAAGAGAUGUAACCAGGGGUAUGAGCCCAAUGAUGAGGGCACAGCCUGUGUCGCCCAAGUAGCCUACUUUGGAGAAAACAGGUCAUCUGCUUUCAAACUGUGGGCCUCUCACCUGUGGCCACUGUCUCUCUCUGGUCUCACCACAUUCAUUGCCUGCCUGCAGGCCUGAUGGGUUGUCUGCUCUCCUGUUCUCUGGCUCUGUCGAUCUCCCUCUCCCAUGUGCCGGGUACCCACUGUAAGGUGAACUCUCUCUGGACUUCUCACACCCACUGUGGCCCUCGCUAUGUCUUAUUUUCAGCCCCCAUCCCUUGCACACCUGUAAUACAGACACCUAGCAUGCCUGCUGGAAGUUACAAGACAUUCAUGUUUUAAAAAACAAAGAUUCACCGUUGUCAUGCCAAGCAGCUUGAGAAGUGAGAAAGGCAUUGCAUGGAAAAGGAAGCCAACCUCUAGCCAGACAACCUCUAGGGCAGACAAUUCAUCAGUUGCUCUCAGUCACAUAUUGUAUCCUUUUUAUGUAUAGGCCUGGAUACAGUCAAUUUUGCAAUGAUAAUAUGAAAAUAUGUCCAAAGUCACGUCAUUCUUCAGCAGUAAGCUUUGGGUUGUUUUAAUAAUAAAAUGGUUCAACAACCAUUCUAAGGGUGAUUCUAUAGAAUAUGUCUACAUUUACAGGGUCAAUUCUAUCAAAACAAUGUGCAUAUCUAUGCUGGAAAUGUAAUUCAAUUUAAAUUGGAAUCAUGUUAUUUGCCUUUGUAAAUCUUCAUGUUUAUUUUGUUGAAUUGGCUCCUGCCACAUUUAUCAUUUUUUUAUGUAAUUGCAAGACUUCUAAGGCUCAUCGUGUUUCUUAAGUGUAUACAGGGCCUAACAGUAGUGAGACAGAGUGUGAAAGACUCAAAGAAGAAACCAACCAAGAUUAUACCCUUAAGCAAUGUGCGUGUGUAGAAAGUGGUCAUGGUUUUAGAGCUGCUCUGCUGCACUUAACUCAUGCUGGCUGUGCCAAGGAUUCAGUGGCUGCAGCUUAUUCAGUCUAUAAUGGGAUGUGUAGAGAAACUGUUGGAGAUGGGAAGUGCAUGCCCAGCCAUCUGCCUUAGCCAAGGUCACUGUCCGUAAAGACUAUAUAAUACAUACUACAGUACGAGUAUUACUUCCACAUUGUCCAAACGCAACACUGAUUAUGUUCAGUACAAACUAAAAAUGUCUGCAAUCAGCUAAGGUAGUGGUCAGUAUCUUCACUGUAAUCACUGCAUUUUGUUAGCAGUGCAUCACUUUAAAAUUCCUCUAAAUGUAUUCCAAAUGCCAGUGUAGAAGAGAUAUCGUGAACAUCAGACACAUGCUGCAACAACAGAUUUCAGCUUUUUAAUUUUGUGAAAUGUAAGUUGAUUCAGUUAAACAAAUUAAGAUGGUAUCCCACUUGAUUCACUGAGCAUUGUGUAGAGAAUACUGCUCAAGAAUGGAAAAAUGUAUAUUCUCAGAAGUUGAAAUAUUAGGAUUUUAUAUUUAAUUAUUUGAUUUAAAACGGUAACAUGAUAUAAUAAAUAUUUGUCACAGAUAUUUCCUGUAGCCAUGCAGUCUCUUGUGUACAUAUAUUUAUAGAUUUAUUAACUCUACCAAUCCUUUUACUGAAAUGCUGAGGCCAUCAGAAAUCCAAAAAAUUACUUUGACCUGUUUUGGCCCUAUUUAAUUCUAAAUAAAUAACACUUCGGUAAUUUAUUUCAAUGGAUGGUUAACACAUUUCCUUUUUGAUUUUGUCUCCAUGGUGAGGAUACAAACAGAAAUAUGUUCAUGGAGUUAAUUAGAAUACCUUUAAUAUGAUGGUUUGGAUAUCACAGCAAUUCAUUCUCCUCAAAUCAGGAAUUUGGUUAUUUUUUGGUUAAUAAUGAAUUAAAAUCAGUGUUAGAGAAAUUUAAAUCUGUGCUAAAUUACAUAGCCUGUGCAAGUGAAAAAAUGUUUUUGUCUCCUACAUGCUUACUACAUGAAAAAUUAAUGAAAUGAAGAACCUGUCAAAAUUGCCAAAACUGCAGAAAGUAACAUAUCUGUUUACAACAUUCCUUAACCAUUGUAUAUUACCAUUAUUCAGAUUAAUCAUAUUUAACUGAAAGGGAUAACCUACUUAUGUCUAUCCAAUGUAGCCUUUUAUUAAUGCCUUUAGUGAGGUUUAUGACUAUGGCCAGUGAUAGUGUAGUAGCACUCCAGAAGCUGCUUACGAUAUGUGGGAAGGGUAUGGCCCUCUUUUCUGGUUCAAAUUCCUAUUUUGUGGUUCAGUUUGAGUUAUGAACUAAACAUGGCAAAAAGCUCUGCACAAGCAUCCAGUCUAACAAGAACUGAUGGAUGUGUCCUGUAAACACCAAGUAAUUCAAAUAAUAUGUGUGCUAGUUACAGAUCUGAUGAAAUCAGUGUUCACUACACUGCAGUACGUGCCACAGUUGCAUAGUGAUGAAAAAAACAAGAGGAAACAAAAAACUCUGCCAACAUCAUAAAAUGUCAAUAAGCAAAUAUUGUUACAGGACAUGCAGAAAUAUUAUUAGAAAAGUUCCCUUGAUAUUCUUUAGUGGCGCAGCAAUGGUCAUUAGUUUGCUGUUUGAAAUGCUGAGGUUAGUCUGUGGAAUGGGAAGCUCCCUAUGGUGAGGUCAGCUCUGCUCAAGCCCUUGGAGCAAAGGGAACAAAGCAGGAAAACAUCUGUGCCCUGGAGAAAACAGCACAGAUUGCUCACCUGUAAACAGACACAGACUGUGGCCAUAUCUCUGAUUUAUAAUGAAUGAACAUCUGUCUUUUGCAGAAUGAACUGUUAUGCCUGAAUAAAGUA